AUGACGGCGAUGAACGCCGAGCCCGACCCGGACGCGGAGGACCGCAAGGGCUGCAGCGGCCGCGUGGGCAAGAUGGUCUUCUCGGCGGGCGUGCAGCAGCUCGCGAUGGUCGCGUACGUGCCGGAGGCGCUCGCGGAGAAGGUGUCGGCUGCUGAGUGGCUCGCGCACGUCUGUGGCGCCGUCCAGGGCGAGGUUGUCUCCCCGCCGGCCGCCGCCGAGUCGCCCGACGGCGGCCUCGCCGCGAGCGCCAUCGCUAAGGCCGACGCGGACGCCGGCAAGUUCCCGCUCAAGGACAAGGACACGGCGAUGGCCGCCGCCUUCGCCUUCCUCCGCUCAAAGGGCGCCUUCCCGGAGGACAACGACGACAGCGAGGACGAGAUGGUCUUUGGCGACGACUGCAACCUCGACGACUACGAGUGA
Emiliania huxleyi CCMP1516 is the source of this 420-nucleotide messenger RNA. RefSeq lists its product as hypothetical. Lineage: Eukaryota; Haptophyta; Isochrysidales; Noelaerhabdaceae. Bases 1 to 420 code for a protein of 139 amino acids. The transcript has a single exon. The record is from RefSeq and is a predicted model, not a curated record.